CAGACAAGAAGCAGUGCGGCCGCAACUCGCGCUCAAUGCACUGCCGGCCAGGAUGUCAUUCACAUAUUGUUAGCGCAAGUAAUAAGAACAGCAAACUAAAGCGGCAUGAAAGCAGAAGUACUUUUAGCCAUAUUCGUCCUUAUUACAGCCCGUAUUAUCAUUCAUACUUCUUGCGUGGAUAUCAAACAGUUCGUUAACACUUCUCAGAAAAUAUGGACCGUGAGAACAACUAAUAGAGCAUUUGUUAAAUGCGAGGCAGAUCAAAUGAAAUCAAUUCGUCCACUGUCCAUUGAUUUCGUAAGAUCAUCCUCAAUUAUGAGAACAAGCCGUAACCUGCGGAUACUGGGAGUGUUUGAUAGCCAACACAAGAAGCGGAUGACCCUCUUUUACAAAGGCUCGUUUGUAAGCACCGAUACCAUGAUUUUCAUGGAUGCAGACCUAUCCUGCGCCGUGUUUAAGAUCGAGUCCCUACGGGAUUGGAACGUCGUCUAUUACGAUCUGCGAGUCACAAAUUCUUCUAUAAGCCAAAGACCUCGCCCAAGCUGUCGAAAUUUCUUUCAGUGUGAGUCACUGCUGUGA
Molecule: messenger RNA, 579 nt
Organism: Rhipicephalus microplus (southern cattle tick)
Lineage: Eukaryota; Metazoa; Arthropoda; Arachnida; Ixodida; Ixodidae
Source: RefSeq, a predicted model, not a curated record